GGUUCGCACACCCAGCACACCUUCACAUGCAGAUGAGGUCGACAGCAGGCGAGCAUUUGAAGCAGAGCCGCGUGCGACUCGUUCGGAGCCGGGGGAUCGCUUGUUCUUGUUCGGGGAGCGACAGGUUAUCUCGUGCAAGGAGAAGCAUCCAGCCGCCUCAGCGUCAGUCUGCGGAAAAUCUUUGAGAACCCCCCCCCCCCCUUAACAACACCACCACAUCGCUCGCUCGUCUCCACCACACGAGCGCCUGAGUAGAUGUUCAACUCCAUGCAUUCUCAUCCCCUCAUCUAAGCGCCAAAUUUUAUCCGCCGACGCCGAGAUGGAAAACGCGCACACCAAAGCGGCGAGUGAAGUUUUAGACUUUUUCGGCGUGAAUGAAAACACCGGACUGACUCAGGAGCAAGUGAAAGUGCAAUUGGAGAAAUAUGGGCCGAACGAGCUCCCUGCUGAAGAAGGAAAGUCCCUGUGGGAACUCGUGUUGGAGCAGUUUGAAAACCUUCUGGUCAGGAUCCUGCUUCUCGCUGCCUGCGUCUCCUUCGUGUUGGCUUUGUUUGAGGAGGGGGAGGAGACAGCCACCGCCUUUGUUGAGCCUGUCGUCAUCCUCCUUAUCCUCAUUGCGAAUGCCGUCAUUGGUGUCUGGCAGGAACGUAAUGCUGAGAACGCCAUCGAGGCGCUGAAAGAGUACGAACCCGAGAUGGGUAAGGUGUACCGCAUGAACCGUAAGGCUGUGCAGAGAAUCAAAGCCAGGGACAUCGUUCCAGGAGACAUCGUAGAGGUGGCGGUUGGUGACAAAGUUCCAGCCGACAUCAGGUUGACCUCUGUUAAGUCUACCACCUUGAGAGUGGACCAAUCCAUCCUCACAGGGGAGUCUGUGUCCAUCAUCAAACACACUGACCCAGUUCCUGACCCCAGAGCUGUCAAUCAAGACAAGAAGAACAUGUUGUUUUCUGGCACCAACAUCGCUGCGGGCCGGGCUAUAGGCGUCGUCGUGGCGACCGGAGUUGCCACCGAAAUCGGCAAAAUCCGCAAUCAGAUGGCGUCAACAGAACAAGAAAAGACGCCGCUGCAGCAGAAGUUGGAUGAGUUCGGCGAGCAGCUCUCCAAGGUCAUCUCCCUCAUUUGCGUGGCUGUGUGGGUAAUCAAUAUCGGUCACUUCGGGGACCCCGUCCACGGUGGCUCCUGGAUGCGGGGAGCUAUCUAUUACUUUAAGAUAGCAGUGGCCUUGGCUGUGGCUGCCAUCCCCGAAGGCCUGCCUGCCGUCAUCACCACUUGCCUGGCCCUCGGAACCCGUCGCAUGGCCAAGAAGAACGCCAUCGUGCGGAGUCUGCCCUCGGUGGAGACCCUCGGCUGCACCUCUGUUAUCUGCUCUGACAAGACGGGGACCCUCACCACCAACCAAAUGUCCGUCUGUAGAAUGUUCGUGGCGGACAAAGUGCAGAAUUCCAGCUGCACCUUGCAUGAGUUCUCGAUAACAGGAUCCACAUAUGCACCUGAAGGGGAAAUACUGAAAGGAGACCGGUCAGUCCAGUGUGGAGACUAUGAUGGACUUUUGGAGUUGGCCACUGUGUGUUCCAUGUGCAAUGACUCUUCAUUGGAUUACAAUGAGGCCAAAGGCGUGUACGAGAAAGUGGGGGAAGCCACAGAGACGGCUCUUACCACCUUGGUGGAGAAGAUGAAUGUCUUCAAAACGGACCUUUCCGGACUCAGCAAGGUGGAGCGUGCUGGGGCCUGCAACUCGGUGAUCAGGCAACUGAUGAAGAAGGAGUUCACCUUGGAAUUCUCUCGCGAUCGCAAGUCCAUGUCGGUCUACUGCACGCCGGUCAAGCCCGGCUCUCAGAGCAAGAUGUUUAUCAAGGCACGGGAGAAUCGUACAAUUCAAGAAUUUCUUUUUCCUUUCUAUCACAUUCUAAUGUUUCUUUUUGCCUGUAUAGUCAGUUGUAGUCUUUUUCAACAGGGUGCUCCAGAGAGCGUGAUCGAGCGAUGUCAAUACAUGCGUCUGGGAACCGGGAAGGUGGCACUGACACCGGCCUUGCGCGAGCAGCUCAUGUCCAAGGUCCGUGACUGGGGAACGGGGCGGGACACCCUGCGCUGCUUGGCUCUGGCCACCCGUGACAACCCCCCACGCAAGGAGGACAUGGACUUGGAGAAUUCCAGCAAGUUUGUGGACUAUGAGUUGAGCCUCACAUUCAUCGGCUGUGUGGGCAUGCUGGACCCGCCGAGAAACGAGGUGAUAGGCUCGGUGAAACUCUGCAACGAAGCAGGUAUUCGUGUGAUCAUGAUCACGGGGGACAACAAGGGCACAGCGGUGGCCAUCUGCAGGCGCAUCGGCAUCUUCGGCGAGAAGGAGGACGUGGCGGGAAAGGCCUACACCGGCCGCGAGUUUGAUGAUCUUUCACCGGAAGCCCAGAAAGAGGCUGUGAAACACGCACGAUGUUUCGCACGGGUGGAGCCGGCUCACAAGUCCAAGAUUGUUAGCUACCUGCAGUCCUUCGAGGAAAUCACCGCCAUGACUGGAGAUGGCGUGAACGAUGCCCCCGCCCUGAAGAAAGCAGAGAUCGGCAUCGCAAUGGGCUCGGGUACAGCGGUGGCCAAAUCAGCCUCCGAGAUGGUACUCUCUGAUGAUAAUUUCUCCACCAUUGUGUCUGCUGUGGAGGAGGGCCGGGCCAUCUACAACAACAUGAAGCAGUUCAUCAGAUACCUCAUUUCCUCCAACGUGGGCGAAGUCGUGUGCAUCUUCUUAACCGCCAUUCUGGGUCUCCCUGAGGCUCUGAUACCAGUCCAGUUGUUGUGGGUCAAUCUGGUGACCGAUGGUCUGCCCGCCACCGCCCUGGGCUUUAACCCCCCUGACCUGGACAUCAUGGACAAACCUCCACGUAAUCCCAAAGAACCUCUCAUCUCAGGAUGGCUUUUCUUCCGCUACUUGGCCAUUGGAGGCUAUGUGGGUCUGGGGACCGUGAGUGCCGCCACUUGGUGGUACCUGUUUGAUGAAGAAGGGCCACAAGUGUCUUUUUAUCAGCUGCGACACUUCAUGCAGUGCACUGAGGAGAACCCAGUGUUUCAGGGAAUCGAUUGUGAGGUGUUUGAAUCCCGCUACCCCACCACCAUGGCCCUCUCCGUGCUGGUUACCAUUGAAAUGUUCAAUGCGCUCAACAGUUUGUCCGAGAACCAGUCCCUUCUGCGAAUGCCUCCCUGGGUCAAUAUUUGGUUACUGGGAGCCAUUGUCCUUUCUCUCUCCCUCCACUUCUUAAUCCUUUAUGUUGAGCCUAUGCCACUGAUCUUCCAGGUGACCCCUCUGCGUUGGUCUCAGUGGACCGUGGUCCUGAAAAUUUCAAUCCCUGUUAUCCUCCUGGAUGAGGCACUAAAAUAUAUUUCCAGGCAUUACCUUGAAGCCUAAAUUCUUUUCUUCCCUUCUAUGGAAAGGUGAUGAUGAGAGGAAGUACCGGAGGAAAUGGCAGCAGAAUUAAGUCGUCUCCAUCCAACGCGCUCACAGUUAGACACAGGCUUUCCUUCUUCCCUCUUACAAGCGACAACCCCCUACUCAUCAUUCUGUGUCGGAUGAACCACCACUACACAGUCAAGAGGCAUGCCUGAAGAAAAACAAACAAACAAACAAAAAAAAAA
Molecule: messenger RNA, 3621 nt
Organism: Hippocampus comes (tiger tail seahorse)
Lineage: Eukaryota; Metazoa; Chordata; Actinopteri; Syngnathiformes; Syngnathidae
Gene: atp2a3
Product: ATPase sarcoplasmic/endoplasmic reticulum Ca2+ transporting 3
Exons: 21
Coding region: 320-3394 (1024 amino acids)
Biological process (GO): calcium ion transport
Cellular component (GO): membrane
Molecular function (GO): ATP binding; ATP hydrolysis activity; P-type calcium transporter activity
Source: RefSeq, a predicted model, not a curated record